AUGGAAAAAAAUGAUUCGUAUUUAUUGAGAUAUCACAGGAACAAAAUUUUGAUUCACCUUUUAUAUGAGUUAAUAAAUUAUGAAAAAUAUAAGUAUACAAUUAAUAUAGAUUUUGAAAAUGAAACAUCAUAUAAUUAUAUAGAAAAUAUUAUAAAAUUGUUGUUUAAUUAUAUAUUUAAUUUAAAUGAAGAUUAUUUAGAUUAUGACACUACCGAAAAAAAUAGUAUAAAUACAAGUUUUUCUUCAUGUUCAUCAGAUAUUAUAAAUGAAGAAUAUCUAAACUCAAUAGACCAUGAUAAUAUUUUUAAUUCCCUCUUUUUUAAUAAUAUGUACAUUAAAGAACAUACAAUAAAUGAUCAUUGUGUAAAUGAAAUAUAUAAAUCAGACAAUUAUAAAACUAAACAUUUAUAUAAUAAUAUAAAGGAACAAAAUGUAAAUAAUGUAACUCAAAAUAAUCAAGUAGAUUGUUCACAUGAAGAUAUAUGUGAAAAAUAUACAGAAAUGUAUAACAAUGUAACAAAAUUAUCUAGUAAACAAAACAAUAUAGAACAAGAAACAUUACCUACUUACAUUCAAAAUGAUAAUAAAUAUAUAUCUUGUGAUAUAAGAAAUAAUGACCAACUUUUAAAUAAUACGGUUUUCAAUUUUUAUUUAAAUUGUAAUAAAAAUAGUAAAACAUUAAAAGAAAAAUUAAAAGUAGAAAAACAAAUAUUAACAAUUUAUUACAAAUCCUUUUCUUCUACUAUCAUUGAUAUGCUUUUAAAUAAUCCAAACAUACAUAUACCUGAUAUAAUUAUAUAUUUCCUUUUUAAUCAUGUACAAAAAAUUGAAGAUAUCUCUUCUUACUUCAAAAACCAAUCUUAUACAUUCGAUACAAUACAUUCCUACAUAAAACAAAUAAACAACAUGGAUAAUAAAAAUAUAAUUAAUAAACAUACACCUUUACAUACUUUUGAACAUUUUAAACAAUUAUAUCAUAAGGAACCAUCUGAAAAUAUUCAAAAUGAAAACAAUAUUAAUUAUUUAAAUAAUGAAACGGAAGAAUAUAACGAACAAUAUUCUGACAGUAUAGACAUACAUUUGCACAAAUUUAUAAAUGAUAAGGAAAUUGAGUCAACAAAUAAUUUAAAUUUUAACAUAGUCGAAUUUAAGAGUAUUCAUAUAAAAAAAGAAGACCCUUUCAUGUUAUCAACGUACAAAUAUAAUUUUAAAUUAAACAAAUCAAACAAUUUAUUAAAUAAAUUUAUGAGCAUAUUAAACUUACAGUUAGAAAAACAACUUCACUUCAAAUUUUGUCUUGAUAUAUUUUUUUUAAAGAAUAUGAAAUUAAUUAGUUUAGAAGCUUCCAAACCUUGGAUUUUUUAUUGGUGUAUACAUUCCAUACAUAUAUUAUAUAACACAUUUGAAAUUGAAGAAAAAAUAGGUAAACCUACAUUUGAUUAUAUUAAAAAAUGUGUUUUCCUUUAUCUAAACAAAAUAAAAAAUAAUGAUGGAGGAUUUGGUGGAGGAUUAAAUCAAUAUACACACAUUGCAACGACUUAUGCAGCUGUCUGUGUUUUUAUAUAUUUACAUGAUGAAGAAAAUAACUUUUUAAGUUUUCUUGAUAAAAAAAAAUUACAUUCUUAUAUACUAAAAUUGAAAUGUACAGAUGGAUCUUUUAGAGUACAUAUAAAUGGAGAAAUUGAUAUGCGAGGAACUUAUUGUGCUAUAUCUAUUUGUUCUAUGUGUCAUAUAUUAACAAAUGAGGUUAAAAAAAAUGUUGAAAAAUAUAUUUUGACAUGUCAAAAUUAUGAAGGGGGUUUUACAAGUGAAAAAUUCCAAGAAUGUCAUGGAGGAUAUUCUUAUUGUGCCUUAGCUACCUUAUGUAUAUUAGGAAAAGUUAAUAAAAUAAAUCUUAAAAAUUUAACACAUUGGUUAAUGAAUAAACAAAGUAAUAUAGAAGGUGCAUUCAUGGGAAGAACAAAUAAGUUGGUCGAUUCAUGUUAUUCAUUUUGGAUGGGUUCCAUAUUCUUCUUAAUUUAUGAAAUAUAUAUCUUAAAAAGUAUACUUUUUAAUAAAGGUGACAUAACAAAAAAUAAUCCUAAAGGUGAAUAUGUUAUUAUAGAAAAAGAGAAUGAAAUAAAGGAUUAUUCAAAAUCACAUGAAUUAUGUAGUGAAAAGGAUAUAAACUCAAAUACAUAUACAGAAAAUAUAAAAUCAAAUUGUUUUAAUAAAUAUUUAAAUCAAAAUAAUGAUAAUCCUAAUAAUUAUUUAUGUGAACAAAAAGAUGUUCUAACAUAUCAUAAAAUGCCAAAUGAGCAAACAAAAUUGUUACACCAUCAAAAUGUAAAGAAUAUAUCAAAAGAAUCCAAAAUUAUGGAAGAUAUAUUAUUUUUUGAAAAUUACAAAAAUGAAUAUAUACAAAAAAAUGUUCUGUUCAAUGAAAAUUUUUUAAAGCUUUACUUAUAUUUAUGUUCACAAAAUAGUAAAGGAGGAAUGAAAGAUAAACCAAAAGAAAGGAUAGAUUAUUAUCAUACGUGUUAUGCUUUGAGUGGAUUAUCCUUAGUACAAAAUCAUUUAUCAUCAUUAGAUAAAAAGAAUUUUAAAGACAUUCAGAAUAAAGAUAUAUAUAAUAAUUUAAAUAAAAUACAUAUACUAUAUAAUAUCACAGUUGAUAAAGUUUAUAAUAGUUAUAAUUAUUUUUCUCCCAAUAUUCCCUUAAAUCAAAAUAAAAUUAAUUAUAGAACAGGUAAAGGGGCAUAUUUAUAUUUAAAAAGGUUACUACAAGAAUGA
Messenger RNA from Plasmodium falciparum 3D7, 2772 nucleotides. RefSeq names its product protein farnesyltransferase subunit beta (gene FTB). The record is from RefSeq and is a predicted model, not a curated record. Gene Ontology annotation, molecular function: protein prenyltransferase activity; catalytic activity; protein farnesyltransferase activity. Gene Ontology annotation, cellular component: protein farnesyltransferase complex. NCBI's taxonomy places the organism in Eukaryota, Apicomplexa, Aconoidasida, Haemosporida, Plasmodiidae.